This is a messenger RNA of Saccostrea cuccullata (small rock oyster), 4005 nucleotides long. RefSeq lists its product as uncharacterized. The record is from RefSeq and is a predicted model, not a curated record. Gene Ontology annotation, biological process: DNA integration; proteolysis. The coding region runs from base 1 to 4005 and encodes 1334 amino acids. The transcript has a single exon. Gene Ontology annotation, molecular function: nucleic acid binding; aspartic-type endopeptidase activity; zinc ion binding. NCBI's taxonomy places the organism in Eukaryota, Metazoa, Mollusca, Bivalvia, Ostreida, Ostreidae.
AUGGCGUCGUACCAGAUUCAACCGCCAGAAAAUUUUACAUUCACAAAACCUGAGGAGUGGCCGAAACGGAUUAAACGAUUUGAAAGGUUUAGAAUAGUUUCAGGCUUAAAUAAGAAGGAUGAGACAAUUCAGGUUAACACACUUGUUUACGCCAUGGGCAAUGAAGCUGAAGACAUUUUUCAUUCGUUCGGAUUGGGGGAAGAGGACGCAAAGAAAUACGAGAAGGUCAGUGAUAAAUUCCAGGAACAUUUUGUGUCGCGCAGAAACGUCAUCUUUGAAAGAGCCAAAUUUAAUCAAAGAAAACAACAUGAGGGUGAGUCCGCAGACAGUUUUAUAACAGCACUGUAUACAUUAAUUGAACACUGUGAGUACGGACUACUUAAAGAUGAGAUGAUUCGAGACAGAAUAGUUGUAGGCAUAAGAGACAGUAAACUCUCAGAAAAACUUCAGAUGAAUCCGCAACUUAAACUCGAAGAAGCAAUCAAUCAAGCACGUCAGAAAGAGGCUGUACAGAAACAACAAGCUAUUGUGCGCAAUGAACUUACCUCAUUCUCAGGAGAAACAUCAAGUGUAGAUGCUGUAAGUAAUUCGAAGAAACCUACAGUAAGAAAGAAACAUUUCCAAAACAGUCAAUCUGGAAAGCCUGGCAAGAAAGAAUUCAUGAAACCGUUUGGUGGACACAAUAACAAAGGAGCAUCAUCAUCAUGUCACAGAUGUGGUCAUUCGCAAGCUCACGGAAGGGAUGGAUGUCCAGCUAGAAACCAGAAAUGCAACAAAUGCCAUAAAAUUGGACACUUUGCUCGAAAAUGUCAAAGUUUGCAUGAAAUUGCCAUAGAAUCGGAUGAAGAUGAAGAAUUCUUGGGGGCGAUACAUGGAAGUGCAAAUUCUGGUGACAGCAAACCGUGGUUGACAACAAUUCAAGUGGACGGACAUUCAGUUGAAUUCAAAAUUGAUACCGGUGCUGAUGUUACAGCAAUACCCGAGCAAAUAUUCAAGACAUUGAAUGUGAAAAAUCUACAAUCUUCGCAGAAAAUUCUGAAAGGCCCUGGUAGAAACACUUUGAACGUGAUUGGAAAGUUUCACUGUGAAUUCUCUCUGGAAAACCGUAAAGCGCAUCAGGACGUAUAUGUCAUUAGAGGUCUCAACAAAUCACUUCUUGGUAGACCAGCUAUUGAGAAACUUGACAUUGUCAAACAGAUUGCAAGCCUGCAGCUGCACUCUGAUUACAAGCAGAAAUUCCCUUCACUUUUCAAAGGACUUGGGAAACUACAGGGGGAGUACGAGAUAAAGCUUCAAAAGGACGCACAACCGUACGCAGUCACAACACCCAGGAGAGUGGCGUUACCCUACCUAGAGAAAGUCAAAGCCGAGCUGCACAGAAUGGAGAGCUCAGGAGUUAUCUCAGUCGUAGAUGAGCCGACAGACUGGUGUUCAGGUCUCGUUGUGAUCCCAAAGAAAAACAACAGUGUUAGACUUUGUAUUGACUUGACACAACUCAACAAGUGGGUACGAAGGGAGAACUUUCAACUGCCAAGCACAGAGGAGACCCUCAACAGACUCGCAGGAGCCAAAGUUUUUUCCAAGCUAGAUGCGAACAGCGGAUUUUGGCAAAUACCUCUAGCUCCACCGUCUAGACUCUUAACCACGUUUAUAACACCUUUCGGGCGAUAUUGUUUCAACAGAUUACCUUUCGGGAUAUCAUCAGCCCCAGAGUACUUCCAAAAGAGAAUGCAGAUGAUCUUAUCUGGUUUUGAGGGAGUUUUAUGUCAGAUGGACGAUGUUCUCGUGUUUGGAGCCUCCCAAGAGGAACAUGAUAACAGACUAGAAAAUGUGUUGAGGAAGCUGUCAAAGGCAGGCAUUACACUUAACAGUGAGAAGUGUGAGUUCUCAAAAGAUCAGAUCACAUUCGUUGGACAUGUGAUAGACAAGAAUGGAAUCCAACCAGAUCCAAAGAAAGUGUCAGCAAUCAAGAAUUAUGAGGCACCACAAAAUGUGACAGAAGUUCGUCGCUUCCUAGGAAUGGUGAAUCAGCUCGGACGGUUCACUGCUAACUUGGCAGAGCACAGCAAACCAUUGAGGGACUUGUUACACAAAGACAAUGAGUUUACAUGGGGACCUCCACAGGAGCAAGCUUUCAGCAAAAUAAAAGAGGAAUUGAGUGAUAAGACUGUGUUAGCCCUGUAUGACCCUAAAGCACCGACAAAGGUGUCAGCAGAUGCGUCGUCGUAUGGUCUUGGAGCCGUACUCCUACAAGCGACAGACAACAGUACUGACCAUUGGAAGCCAAUUGCCUAUGCAUCAAGAUCUAUGAGCCCAACAGAACAACGAUACGCGCAAGUCGAAAAAGAAGCACUGGCAGUGACAUGGGCCUGUGAAAAAUUCUCCGAUUUCUUGAUUGGUAUGAAAUUCAGCAUAGAGACAGACCACAAGCCUCUCAUUGCAUUAUUAGGAUCAAAGGCAAUUUGUGAUCUUCCACCUAGAGUUCAGCGUUUCCGCAUGCGACUGAUGAGAUAUGAAUAUGAGAUAUACCAUGUCCCUGGUAAAACACUAUACACAGCGGACGCACUCUCUAGAUCGCCACAGCGAGAAAUUGGAAGAGAAGAGGAGGAGCUACAGACAGCUGUAGAAGCGUAUGUAGAUAGCAUCAUAGAAACUCUUCCUGCAAGUGAGUCACUUCUAGAAGAAAUUCGGAGAAAACUGCAUGAGGACAGCGUUCUGAGAAUUAUCAUGAAGUACUGUGAGGAGGGCUGGCCUGGUUAUGAGUAUCCAACGAUCGACCUUGUCACUCGUCCUUUUUGGCAGAUAAGAGAGGAACUUUCCAUCUGUCAAGGUUUACUCAUGAGAGGGAAUCGACUUGUCAUUCCUACAGUUCUCAGAGCCGAGAUGUUGCAGAGAAUUCAUGAAGGACAUCAAGGGAUACUGAAAUGUCGGGAAAGAGUCAGGAAUUCAGUUUGGUGGCCAGGGAUAAAUCGUGAGAUAGAAGACCUGGUGAAAAGCUGUUCGGUAUGUGUGAAAAACAGACAUGAUCAAGCUGAACCUCUACGAACAACCAAAUUCCCAGACAGACCAUGGGAGAUGUUAGGAACAGACUUGUUCCACCUGAAAAAUGACAACUACUUACUUGUCGUUGACUAUUUCUCUCGCUAUGUUGAAAUAGCCAAGUUGAAAAGCACUACAUCACAGUCGAUCGUAAAUCAUCUGAAAUCGAUUUUCGCUAGACAUGGUAUACCAGAUAUUCUGGUGUCUGACAAUGGACCACAGUAUUCUAGCUCAGUCUUUCAGACCUUCUCCAAGGAUUAUGGUUUUCGACAUCAAACGAGUAGCCCUCACUAUCCACAAGGAAAUGGUGAAGCGGAACGUGCCGUACAGACUGUUAAACGUUUGAUAAGAAAUGCAGAUGACCCGUACCUUGCAUUAAUGGCUUACAGAGCAACGCCAUUAAAGAAUGGAAGCAGCCCAGCCGAACUCUUAAUGGGGAGAAAACUUCGGACAACUUUGCCGGAAAAUCCAAGAAACUACUACCCGAAAUGGCCAGACUUGGAAAGAGUACGUCAAGUGGAAGAACAAUAUCGUCAGAACCAAAAACUUAACUUCGACAAGUCAAGGAGAGCAAGACCGUUAUCUCAGUUGAACGCCGGAGAAACAGUUUGGGUGAAGGGAGAAGGAGGAGGAACAACUGGGACAGUCAAGGCCAGGACACAACAAAGCGACCGUUCUUACAUUAUUGAAACAGACAACGGACCAAUUCGCAGGAAUCGACGACACUUGGAACCAGCUAGUAUGUUGAAGGAUGAAGUAUUCGCAAGUGAUACUUUCGAUGAAGAUAACGCGCAGUGUGAAAAAAAUCCUCCACGUGAAAAUGUGUGUGAUGAAAAGUUGUCGUGCGAAACCCAAAACCAAUCUGCGACAAAUGUGAAUAACAAACCUGUGCGCGUCGAUCAAACAAGUUCGCGCAUCACCAGAUCUGGUAGAGUGUCCAAGCCAGUUCAGAAACUGAACUUAUGA